This is a messenger RNA of Colletotrichum phormii, 1200 nucleotides long. Its product is annotated as actin cytoskeleton-regulatory complex protein END3-domain-containing protein. Gene Ontology annotation, biological process: endocytosis; actin filament organization; endosomal transport. The record is from RefSeq and is a predicted model, not a curated record. The coding region runs from base 1 to 1200 and encodes 399 amino acids. Lineage: Eukaryota; Fungi; Ascomycota; Sordariomycetes; Glomerellales; Glomerellaceae. Gene Ontology annotation, cellular component: cytoplasm; plasma membrane. The transcript has 3 exons. Gene Ontology annotation, molecular function: protein binding; calcium ion binding.
AUGGCGCCUCCUCGCAUCGAAGCACAAGAAAUCGAGACGUACUGGAACAUCUUCUCCACCCGGACGGGCGGGGGCCAGUUCCUGACGGGAGAACAGGCCGCGCCGGUGCUGAAGAACAGCGGCCUGACGGACAACCAGCUCGAGAGGGUGUGGGAUCUCGCCGACGUCGACAAUGAUGGUAAUCUCGACUUUGAGGAGUUUUGCGUUGCUAUGAGAGUUAUUUUCGAUAUUCUGAACGGCGAAUACUCAGAUGUCCCAACGACACUCCCCGAUUGGCUCGUCCCCGAGUCCAAGGCACAUCUCGUCCAGGCGAAUCGCGCGCUCACAGGAAGGCAAGUGGCGUUCGAGCAAGUCGACGACGACCCAGACUCGCCAGGGCUGAAGGACGGAUUCGACUGGUACAUGAGCCCAGCGGACAAGUCCAAGUAUGAGUCGAUAUACCAAGAGAACCGGGAUGCACGGGGACAAGUAGCAUUCACUGCUCUGGAGGACCUCUACGAAUCCCUCGACGUCCCCGACACCGACAUCCGCUCCGCCUGGAACCUCAUCAACCCCUCGGCCGGCCCCUCCAUCAACAAAGAUGCCUGCCUCGCCUUCCUCCACAUUCUCAACAACCGCCACGAAGGCUUCCGCAUCCCGCGCACCGUCCCCGCCUCCCUCCGCGCCUCCUUUGAGCGCAACCAGAUCGACUACCAACUAGACAACCAGACCCCGGGCGCCUCCCGAUGGGCGACAAAGGCCGACGACUCGACAGCGACGGGCCGCAAGGCCAAGUUUGGCGACCAGUACCUCACCCGCCUGGGCCGCAGCGGCUUCAAAUCCAGCGGAACCGACUUCUCCACAGCCAAGACGGACGACUGGGAGGAGGUCCGCCUCAAGAAGCAGCUGCAGGAGCUCGACGAGAAGAUGGCCCGCAUCGAGGCCGACGUCGAGCGCAAGAAGGGCGGUAAGCGCGACGGCAAACCCGCCCUCGUCAAGCGCGAGCUUGAGCAGCUGCUCGACUACAAGCGCAAGGAGCUCAAGGACCUCGAGAGCGGUGCCGGCAAGGGACAGGGCGGCGGUUCUGGGCUGAAGGGGGUAUCGGAUGAUUUGCAGACGGUCAAGGAGCAGGUUGAGGGUCUUGAGACGCAUCUCUCGGCGCGGCAGCACGUGCUUGACCAGCUGCGGAGGGAGAUUGAGGAUGAGAAGUCCAGCAGAUGA